AUCUGCCUCCCAGUCUCUCACCUUUUUAUUUAAUAAUCUCUGCCGUCCUCCAUUUCAUUUCAUUCCGCCUGUUCUGUUUUCUCACUCUUGAAUCUUCAUAUCUGUGUCUCUCCCGAGUUCUCCCCGAUCUUCUUCAUUUGUUGACUGAGUUAUACCAGUCGUGUAGGCGUGUAGCUGAAGGUCGGCCAUGGAGAACAAUCAGCAAUCCUUCUGGCAAUUUAGCGAUCAGCUUCGUCUUCAGUCUUCCAGUCUGGCUAAUCUGUCGCUCAACGAUUCAAUAUGGAGCAGCAAUUACGGCACCAAGAGGACUGAUCAGAGGAAGAAUUUCGAUAUCAAGGUUGGUGGUGAGAUCAACAACACCACCAAUUUCAACUCCAAGCCUUCUUCGGACUACAAUCUCUUCAACGAUGGCUGGAAGAUGCCCGAUUCUUCGAUUUCCAAUGGAUCGCUUUUCUCUGUGCCUCACAACACCGUCCCCCUCAACGGAGCCUUCAAUAAAGGUAUCUACUCCAAGCCUUCUUAUCUCGAUCUUAACAUCAACUCUAUCAACUCGAGGGCCCACAAGAUUGGUGGUAAGAUUGAAGAACCCAAAGCUGCUAAGAAGAACAAUACUAGUGGUAACAGGAAAAACAACGACAACAAUAACGACAACAAGGAUACCAAGGCCGCCGUCGACAAGAGAUUCAAAACCCUGCCUCCUUCCGAGUCUCUUCCUAGAAAUGAAACCAUCGGGGGAUACAUAUUUGUCUGCAACAACGACACCAUGGCUGAAAAUCUCAAGAGGCAGCUCUUUGGCCUGCCCCCACGAUAUCGGGACUCAGUUCGCGCAAUUACUCCGGGACUGCCCCUCUUUCUGUACAAUUAUUCCACCCACCAACUCCAUGGCAUCUUUGAGGCUGCAAGCUUUGGAGGAACAAAUAUUGAUCCAACGGCUUGGGAGGACAAGAAGUGCCCUGGUGAAUCUCGCUUUCCUGCGCAGGUACAGGUAAUUACCAGGAAAAUUUGUGAGCCAUUGGAAGAGGACUCCUUCAGGCCAAUUCUUCACCAUUAUGACGGCCCUAAGUUCCGUCUUGAACUGAAUGUGCCCGAGGCACUAUCUCUCCUGGAUAUUUUCGCUGAUCAAGACACUUUCAAAGAAGCUUUCCAUGCGAUACCAGCUUGAAGGUAGAUGAGAAAGAGAAUACAAUAACAGAAGUUACGAAGACAUACAAAGGAUAAUUAUCAUAGAGUGGUGGGUCUAAAUGUCAUACAUGGACUUACAAUUAAAGAUGGCUGGAAGCAUUUAUGGGGGGGACACAUGAAUACGGAACCUGAAUAUGUUAGUAGUGAUUUCUGUGUAGAGGCUGUUUUGUAAGGUUGAAUCAUUAAGUCCAAUUUUCUCUUUGAUAUAUAUAUAUAUAUAUAUGUAUGUAUGUAUGUCAUGACAUAAGCAUAUACAAUAACACCAAACUAUUUUGCUCGA
Prosopis cineraria is the source of this 1462-nucleotide messenger RNA. RefSeq names its product DCD domain-containing protein NRP-B. Gene Ontology annotation, biological process: response to endoplasmic reticulum stress. The transcript is spliced from 5 exons. NCBI's taxonomy places the organism in Eukaryota, Viridiplantae, Streptophyta, Magnoliopsida, Fabales, Fabaceae. The record is from RefSeq and is a predicted model, not a curated record. Bases 188 to 1162 code for a protein of 324 amino acids.